CCCGGGCUACCACUGGGGCGACGACAUCUCAUUCGACUCGUCGACCGGCGCACUAGACAUGGAUGCUGGGUUUGAGCGGAGUAAGCGGCUUAUCAACGAUGCUGUUAUUCGCGACGUGCUGGUCGGGAAGUGCGGGUAUGCGCUGCGCGAGAUAUCGCUUUUUGGGCUGGGUCAGGGCGGGAUGUUAGCUCUGUUAGCUGCUCGAGAGCUGGACUUAUCUACCGCUAGUGGUGCUGCUGCUACUGCUACUGCUGGUAGUGGUCGUGGAAACAGCACUCUAGGCGGAAUAAUCUCAAUAGGCGCACCCUUCCCGCUCUCAAGCGCCGGAAACUCAAAGCAAGGCAGCAAGAACCGCACGCCGGUGUUGCUUGUUGCGGGGCGGGAUUCGCCGGUUGUGAGCGACGGCGCUGUGAGGCGGACGCAGGCGGAGUUUGAGUUUGUGGAGGUGCAUCGGUAUGCGAGGCGGGGGGAUGGGAUGCCGCGGAGUCGGGAGGAGAUGGGUCCUGUGAUGGGGUUUUUGGCGAGGAUAUUGAGGAGUUGGGCGGGGGUUCCGGGGGGGAGUGUUGAGGUUUCUUGA
This is a messenger RNA of Aspergillus campestris IBT 28561, 577 nucleotides long. RefSeq lists its product as uncharacterized. The record is from RefSeq and is a predicted model, not a curated record. Gene Ontology annotation, molecular function: palmitoyl-(protein) hydrolase activity; carboxylic ester hydrolase activity. Gene Ontology annotation, biological process: protein depalmitoylation. Gene Ontology annotation, cellular component: cytoplasm. Bases 59 to 577 code for a protein of 172 amino acids. Lineage: Eukaryota; Fungi; Ascomycota; Eurotiomycetes; Eurotiales; Aspergillaceae. The transcript has a single exon.